GUUCUAUAAAGUUUUAUUUAAGUUUGUUAAUAUAAACAGAAAAUUCGCGCGUUGAAAAAUUUCGACCUACAAAAAAAGCGGUGAAAAAAACUAUAUAGUGUACAAAAACUAAUAUAAACAAAAACUUUUAUAUAAAGCUUUGAACAGCUCUAUAGACCGUACCACCCACUGGCAACAUACAAAUAAAUCAAAGUCAAAUUUAUCACUAAAAGGAGAAAAGUUUUAUUUUGCUGAAUUUUUAUUUUUUUUUUCAUCUUUUGCUUAGAUGUUUUGAUAUUGGUGUGCCAACCAUAUGUUCCAUUGUAUACUAUUCUACAAAGUAUUUAUCAUUUGAAGUUUUAGCAAAAUUAUAACCAUGUGUUGUUUAUUUUUCGUACUUUGUCAACAUCAUCACGUUGCGUAUUCGUAUUCUAACCGCCGUUCAGCUGUUGCAAAAGUUUCUUCACUAUUUUACGCCGCAUUGCUUUUGGUUCUAGUGAACUUUCUAUCUCUGUCAAAUGCUCAAAUCGCAUACACAGGUUAUUUGUCAGAGUUACGCAUACAAGAGUUACACAACAUGGCCAUACGUUUGGAACAUUCGAUAGACAUGGAUAAAUUCGCCUGUGAGAGUUAUUUUGAUUAUGUUUGUGGACGUAAUCGUCCUUUAUUUUCAAUAAUGGGACACCUUCCCGAAACCAAUGAAAUUAUACAGCUGCUAACUGAACUACAAAAUGAUAGUACCGAAUUCGAGGCCAAACAAAAACUUAUGGAUUUUUUUAUAUCCUGCAAUACGGUGAAGGGUCUAGAGGAUUGCUAUCGGGAAUCGUUUGAAUACUUUAAGCCACUAUUUGUGUACAUUAUAACAAAAAAUUACAUCGACAGUGCUUCUCACGAACAUAAUAACUUUAUUGAGAUACUCACACAAUUUGUAAAGAAAGCUGAGGAUAGCGAAAACUUUAGCAGAAAUCCCAUACGUUUGAAAUUGUCUGCACUUAAAGAAAAAUUUAAGACUCCUCAAAUUUAUUUUAGAUCGGGUGAUUUAAGUUACGAGUAUGAAUCAUUAAAAAUGUAUCGGGAAAGUUAUCAACAUAAUAUUAGAAAUUUGGAAGUUUUUCGCAAACGCAAUUCAACUUAUGAAUAUGGAGCCCACCGUACGAUAUUGGAUUGGAGUUUAUAUGUUUAUCAGAGUCGUAAUAAGCCAAUGUCAUAUUAUUAUGCCACCUUAAAUGUUCACCUCUGGAUGACAUUAUUCAACACUACGGAACGCUAUUAUGAAUCCAAACGUUUUGCCGAAAUUGUGGAAUGUUUAAAGUUGCCACAGUUUGUAAAUGUUCUGGAGGAAGCCCGCAUUUUGGCUGUGGUCUAUUUGAAGAGUUUUCGUAAUGCUUUCGCCGACUAUAAUGACUGGAAGAGUGCCUCGGCUAAGAAUCAGGAAAUAUUUGAUCAAGAGAAUGAAAUUCUAAAACAAUAUCAUUUGAAUAACAACAAAAUAUUCUUUACCCUAUAUGCUCAAAACUUUUGUGAAUUUGGCAAGGAUCUGGCGGAAAAUGUUUUCUAUUUAGGUUUGAAGCAUACUCAGGAAUUCUUUUACACAUAUUCCUGUGGCUAUCAGACAGAGAGAAAUGUUCGUUGUAUUUAAGUAAUAAAAAAUGCAUUUUAAAAUUUCAAUAAA
Messenger RNA from Calliphora vicina (urban bluebottle blowfly), 1651 nucleotides. RefSeq lists its product as uncharacterized. Gene Ontology annotation, molecular function: metalloendopeptidase activity. The record is from RefSeq and is a predicted model, not a curated record. Gene Ontology annotation, biological process: proteolysis. The transcript has 2 exons. NCBI's taxonomy places the organism in Eukaryota, Metazoa, Arthropoda, Insecta, Diptera, Calliphoridae. The coding region runs from base 356 to 1618 and encodes 420 amino acids.